CGCCCGUCCUUCCUUCUUUUGACUGUCAAAGUAAAACUCAGCCCUCGGUGAACACUCUCCCGCGCUACAAUGGCAGUCUAAAGGCGUGCGGCAGCAAACCUUGCAGCGGCAACAACCCGGCAGUGCAACGGCAAAGUGCACUGGCUAUUUCUGGCAAAAUGGCGUCUCUCUCGGCAACCACCUACAGCAUUGCUGCCGUCGACAGCACCACCGAACCCCUCGACUUGCUAACGUCAUCAGACUCACCUUUGUUUUUGUUCAUCCGUUCACGGCUAACACUGACCAGCAGCAGCCAUGACACUCUCCCAGCUGGCCUUAGAGGACGUGGAGGCCCUGUACUUAGGGUCCUCGUUUCUGAUGGCUGACCCCAUGGGGCCCCUUCUGGACCAAGAUGAAGAAGAAGCUCUUUCUCCCUCCUCCUCUCUAGAGGGGAAGGCGCCAGCUUCGCCUCCCCUCUCUUUCUCCUCCUACGCAUCCUCCCCGUCUCCUUACCAGACGUUGUCGUCUUCCCCGCUCUCCUCUGCCUCCCCGCCUCCCUCUCCUCCUCCCACGUAUCCCUCCUUGCUCCUGGGAACCAAGGCCGGAGCGGACUCUCUGUGCCCCCCCUGGCUGGAUGCCUGCCACCUGCUCAACAGCCACGUUGGAGCAGACGAUGGCAAAGAUGACGCUUUUGCGGGCAUGGACUGGAUGUCCGAGAAAAUCGACCUGAGUGAAUAUGAUCUGGAUUCCCUCAUUGGUUCCUGCUCAUCCGAUGAGUCUCCGAGCUCACCCGAGGAUCUCCUGGCCUCCCUCGACUCCCACAUGGAUUUAGAUCUCGACUCCUUCCACUCAUCCAUCCCCGCCCAGCAAGACAGCCUGGAGCUGGGUCUGUCGCUGCCCAGCAUCCCCUCUCUCCCCCUGGAGCUCCCUCUCCCUGGGGCAGAUGAGGCCAAGAAGACAGAGGUGGCUCCUGAUCAGGAGAUUCAUAUGAAGUCUGAGCCUCUGUCCCCAGCUCCGUCCCCGUCCCCUCCCUCUCCAGCAUACGCAUUGGAGCUGGGGAGUGAAGUGGACGUCCUGGAUGCAGAGAAAAUGCCCACAUCUCUGACCGCCACCAUCAUUCCAGAUCCCAGUGGAAGCAUUCAGAUGAGCAGCCCCAUUGUGUUCUCUCUUCCCACCCCUGACCACAUUGUGGUGGUGUUCACCAACAAAGAAGAGCCCUCCCUCGUGUCUCUUUCCGACCAGUCCAGUAAAACCUCUCCUCCAUCAAGCGACUGCGAAAGCGACUCUGGCAUCGAGUCAGCUGCCGGCUCACCCAGUCGCCUCCCGUCUCCGCCCCCCGUCCCCUCUCCAAUAGCUGGUUCCUCCAGGACCAAACCUUACUCCAAACCAGAGCCCGUCACCGAAUCCUCCCCCUCGGCCAAGACCUCCAGAGUCAAAUCGGUGUCUGGCACUCCUAAAGUGGUCGAGAAGAAACUAAAGAAGAUGGAGCAGAACAAGACGGCGGCCACUCGCUACAGACAGAAGAAGAGAGUUGAGCAGGACCUUCUCAACACAGAGUGCGAAGAGUUGGAGAAGAGGAACCAAGAGUUAGCGGAGAAGGCCGAGUCCAUCAGCAGAGAGAUUCAGUAUCUCAAAGACCUGAUGGAGGAAGUUCGUAAGCGUCGCGUCAAAACCAGCUCGGUGGUUUUGAAACCAGAAUGUGUGUGAGGCACAUGUGGUGAUGGUGGUGUUUCUGCUCCACUUUUCACAUGCCAUUACGAAGAACCACAAGUAUGUUUGAAGAGAUUACAGAAGAAUGGCAUGCGAGGGUGGAUGUAUCAAACACGCCACUGAACGGGAAAGAGCUAAACUGAAAGUAAAAAGCCUCUGGAAGUUUAUGAGAUUGUUAGCGUAGCGCGGGGGGCUGGGAGGUAGUCAGGUGAAGCAUCUGUACAUGCUUGUCUCUCAGUCCCCUGUUAGACCCCUUAAUGUACUCCCUGUCUUACUAGCAGUACUUGUACAAACGGGCAGGGUGUAUAUUUGUAUCUGUAGACUAGGCAUGAAAAACAUGAGUCACCAUAGCUCCUGGUAGUGAUGUAGACUUUGAAAUAAAUGUAUUGCCUCACACUCACGACAGUCAAACCCCAGCUCAGCUUCAAAAAGUGACUUCUGUGUCAGUAAAGUGAGAUUUUACCUUGUUACCUGCUCCUUUUUUAACCCCCCCCCCCCCUCCAUUUCCACCUUCCUCUUUAACAGCUUCAAGUCCAGAAAGGGGCCUCAAUAUAUUUAUGAAUUCUUGAUGUUACACUGUCAACACGGAUCUAUUUGUGUAUAUAGUUUUCUCCUCCUUUGCUUGCAGAUAUUAGCUUUUGUUAUUUAAUGCUGGAUAAAACCUGAUAAUGUGUUGAAUAGCUCAGUCUCUUAGCGCAGCUGUUUGGCUUGUAAAAAUGCUUGCUCUUCUUUUUCUAAUAAAUAUCUAUCAGUCCUGAA
Molecule: messenger RNA, 2448 nt
Organism: Plectropomus leopardus (leopard coralgrouper)
Lineage: Eukaryota; Metazoa; Chordata; Actinopteri; Perciformes; Serranidae
Gene: atf4a
Product: activating transcription factor 4a
Biological process (GO): regulation of transcription by RNA polymerase II
Cellular component (GO): ATF4-CREB1 transcription factor complex; ATF1-ATF4 transcription factor complex; nucleus
Molecular function (GO): DNA-binding transcription activator activity, RNA polymerase II-specific; RNA polymerase II transcription regulatory region sequence-specific DNA binding
Source: RefSeq, a predicted model, not a curated record